This is a messenger RNA of Owenia fusiformis, 1043 nucleotides long. NCBI's taxonomy places the organism in Eukaryota, Metazoa, Annelida, Polychaeta, Sabellida, Oweniidae. The record is from the annotation of a GenBank genome assembly.
UAAUUAUCAGAUUGAAAAGUACAUGACGAAUUCUCAUGUGAUAAAAGGACCCCUUCCUCAGGCACUAAGCAUCAGAACAAAUACUCCAACAAGCAGAGAACAACUUCACAUGAAAAUGAACACAGGCGAUAUGACAAAGCUUUUCUUGAUUCUUGCACUAGCAUAUCUUAUGGCUGACAUGGCGUGCGGAGCAAUACUCAGAAAACAUGGCAGUAAAUCAGAUGUGCAUGCAGCAACUAAAAAGUCGGAAGAUGGAACAGAAAAGCAGCAAGGUGUUAUUGUUACUGAGAGAGACUACAAAAAUGAGAUGCAUACACUUCUACAACUUGUUAAGGCUUCGCAAAAUGACUUUCCGAAACAUAUGCAUCAGUUGGAAAAACUGGUCGACCAAUAUGUUGAUGCUAACAAAAUUGAGACAUCAAGCGUUACAGUUCCAAUCACUAGCAUGAGAAGAAGACGUAGUAUCCACAAGCGACACUCCAAACGUCAUCAUAAAUCUAGGCAGGCAAAGCUUCGCAGAUAUGAAAUGUUGGUGUGGCGGUCUAUGAUGGGUGGUUUCCCUAUGUUUCAUAAUUUCGAUGCAUCUGCAUUUACAAGUGACGCCAAUUCUAGGAGUCGAAUCCCUCGGUAUGGCUAGAUGAAGACAAAGUUUAUCAAGAUAGACUUACCACUCUUCAAUUAAGUCCGCAAGAUAUCAGACUGAUUUAUAUUCACUACAUGUAUUUAUCAAAAUAUUAUACUAUAUUCAAAUACCCUGUUUUGAAACUUAUGUUAAACUCAAAACUGUCAUCGAAAAAGAGAUUUAUUUAAAUAUCCAAAGUAAAAGUAACAGACAAGCAAUUUGCGGUUUUAAGCACAAUUUACACAUAGAACUUGGUCAUCAUAUGAAGCCUUAUAUUAGCCAAAACAUGUGGAUGAAUGUUUGUCAUUUGUGACAUUUCGGAAAAUAAACAACAUUUUGUCAUGGUUUGUAGGAAAAAAAUACAACAGAAAGAAAACUUUAGUUUGACAUUCUUAGACAAUUUAAUUUUAUAGACAGUCCU